AAAAAUUAUUAACAUACUCAGUCUAUCUCUACCAUUUACCCUCUCCAAUACUACUACUAACAAUCACUUAAUCGUACGUGUUGAGGCAUGUUUAUCACAUUCAGUUAAUAGUGUGUCGUCAUCCUUCGCGGUUCAACUCAAGUAAUUCAGUAAAAGUCAUAUCGUUAAUAUCUCUAUGUAAUCAUUAAUUUUUGCUAUUACGAUUUACUGUUCAACAACUUUACUUCUACUGAAAAUAACUAUAACAUCUUUUUUUGAUUACAGUAAAUAACAGUUUUAAAACUAUCACAAUGUUUAGAAAAAAAAAAAAGUAAAACGAAAGAAUUUAUAAUAUUUUUCUAAGUUAUGAUGACUGAAUGGUGUUUUUUUGCAGUAAAAAAUAAUUAAAUAUGGCUACUACAAAGACAAGAGGAAUAAAAAUAACAGCCGUAGGAGAUGGUAUGGUUGGAAAAACAUGUUUGUUAAUUACUUAUACAACUAAAAAAUUUCCAACAGAAUAUGUGCCUACAGUGUUUGAUAAUUACUCAGACACAAUUAAUGUUGAUGGACAAGAAUAUGAUAUAGUUUUAUGGGAUACUGCUGGACAGGAAGACUACGAAAGAUUGAGACCGUUAUCAUAUCCAAAUACAGAUUGUUUUCUUUUGUGCUUCUCCAUAAGUGCACGAAGUUCAUUUGAGAAUAUUUUAAGUAAAUGGUAUCCAGAAAUUAAACAUCACUGCCCAAAUGUACCUAUUGUUCUUGUUGGAACAAAAGGCGAUUUAAGAAAUGAUGAAAAUAAAGAUAUAGUAUCAUUAAAGGAGUGUAGAAGGAUGAAAGAAAAAAUAAAAGCUUUUAAGUAUGUAGAGUGUUCUGCGAAAUUUCAGGACAAGUUAGAAGAAGUAUUUACCGAUGCCAUAAGAGCAGUCUUGAAAAAGUCAUACUCUAAAAAAUAUUGCUGCAUAAUAUAAUUAAUUUUAAUCGACCAUUAAUUUACACUAUUUCAACCUAAUGCAAUUAAUGAUGACUAAGUUUUAAAUUCGAUAAUGUUUCAAUUAAAAAAUAUUAACCAAAGAUUACACCGAUGUAAAUGAAAGUAUUCACUUCUCAACAAAAGUGUUAAUAGUCGUCUGUCUUAUUAAUAAUAUGUACAUUUGCUGUUAAAUUAACGAUAUUGAUCAUUACUUAAAAAUAAAUAAUUUUGUAUUACAAUCAA
Messenger RNA from Chelonus insularis, 1192 nucleotides. RefSeq names its product ras-like GTP-binding protein RhoL. The coding region runs from base 390 to 947 and encodes 185 amino acids. Gene Ontology annotation, molecular function: GTPase activity; GTP binding. The transcript has 5 exons. Lineage: Eukaryota; Metazoa; Arthropoda; Insecta; Hymenoptera; Braconidae. Gene Ontology annotation, biological process: small GTPase-mediated signal transduction. The record is from RefSeq and is a predicted model, not a curated record.